ACGAAAAAAGAAAAUUCCCGUGGAAAAAUAAAUAAAAUAUCCGAAGAUGUCGACGAAGGGAACGCAAUUGGACAGCGACAAGCAUCUGCUGGUUUUCUCGUCCUACGAGGAGUACCUGGACUCUCUGGUGACGCCAUUGGACCUGAAUUACCUCCGAAACACCGAGACAGCGAGAAAAAUAGCCGAAUUGGGUUACAAGAGCGCAGGGGAGACCCUAUCCCAAGAGGACUUCCACCAGAGGCGAGAAAAAGUUAAAGACCUUUUGUUCCCAGUGUGGAGACCCUUCACCCUGCACUCAGAAUUGUCAACCUCCAGAGACCCCGUGAUAACAGAGCUAUCCCUGAGGGAGAGAUCCAACCGCCUGGGGAUCCUCUCCACGAUUAUUUUUGUGAGAGCAACCCCGAGCCCUGGCCUCGAGGUCUCUGGCUUCAUAGAUUUCGCUCACCGAUUGAGAAGGGAGAACUGGCGGCCCUUCUUCGAGGGCAGGAGAAAGCUGAGACUUGGCAGGUCUGAUAUGUCCUUCUACAAUUGGAAGACGAAGAGAUUGAGUCUCAACGAGACCGAUAAUUACGAGCCAGUGAUCGAGGAGAGAAAGGGAAUCCUCUGGAAGAGCCUGGGGGACCUAAAACUCCUGGAUCUAGACCCCUCCAAGCCCCCAGGGCCUGACAGCUUCAGGAUGACAGUUCACAGUAUGGAUUACCAGCAGGUGGUGCUGUAUGAUCACCUCUUGAGAUGCAGAAAUUGAUUGAGCACAGAAAUAUCCUCUGGGGAUUGAAUAAAUUAGGAAUUAUACUCAGGAUUGAAAAU
Messenger RNA from Fopius arisanus, 807 nucleotides. RefSeq lists its product as uncharacterized. The transcript has a single exon. The record is from RefSeq and is a predicted model, not a curated record. NCBI's taxonomy places the organism in Eukaryota, Metazoa, Arthropoda, Insecta, Hymenoptera, Braconidae. Bases 47 to 745 code for a protein of 232 amino acids.